UUGGUGAAGUUAGCUCCGCAGAGGCGGUGGCGGGAGACUUGUAGGGGUCUGAGGACAGGCAGGGGAGAGAGGCCUGGGGUGAGGGUGCUGCAUUGAAUUGUGCUUCCCAAAGUUCGUGCAUCGGAAUCCUAACCCCCAGGGCUUCAGAAUGUGACCUUAUUUGGAAAUAGGGCCCUUCCAGGGCUGAUCGAGUUAAAAAACAGGGCAUUGGGAGCCCUAGUCCAAUGUGACAGUGCCCUUCUAAAAGGGGGGGCUUAGGAGGGGGCGGCAGCAUACAGGGAGAAUGCCACGUGAAUGCGGAUGGCGGUCUGCAGGCCAGAGAGAGCGGCCUGGAGCAGACUGCCCCUUGCAGCCUCAGGAGGCACCAGCCCCUGCAGAUGCCUUGAUCUCAGACUUCCGGCCUCCAGACCGAGGAAAUCAGCAGCCGGUCUGUCCGGGAACCGAUACCUGGGGCGCCCUGAUGCUGUUCCAGGAGGGGAGCCCAGGGACCCAGAGGAGAGUAGGGAUGGGAGUCAGGAGGUGCAUGGGUCAGGCCACUGGGGGCCUUUUUCUUAAGUUACGGAAGACUGGAGGAAGGCUUCCGGGGUGAGAAGGUUGGCCCCAUCAGGUUUGCGUAGCUGCAGGGAGACUGGCUAACUGGGGUCCUCAGGACUGGGUGGUGGCAGUGCAGUGGGUUCCGUGGGUUUUCCCGUUCUCUCUUACAGGUUUCCAGAUCAGGUGCCGGAGAGGUCUAUAGCUUAAGCCGGAACUACCUGCAGGCCAUUGGGAGUUUCACUAAAGUAGUCCAUGAUCUUGCUGCCUCAACGUCCAUGGAGUAUGGCCAGGCAGCCUGCAGAGCCUCUGGACCAGCACCAGCCCCUGCCGUGAGCACACGUCCUAGAUAAAGCCUGCAGAGUCACAGCAGCCAGAAGUGGGGUCACCAUGGCGUCCCCGUCAUCCUACCAGGCGGAGGAGGAUGAGAGCCUGAAGGGAUGUGAGCUCUAUGUUCAGAAGCAUGGCGUUCAGCAGGUCCUCAAAGACUGCAUUGUGCACCUGUGCGUCUCCAAGCCUGACAGGCCCAUGAAGUUCCUGCGCGAACACUUCGAGAAGCUGGAGAAGGAAGAAAACAGACAGAUUCUGACACAGCAAAAGUCAGACUCUCAUGACGAGGAGGUCUCCCCGACCCCACCAAACCCUGUGGUGAAAGCUCGCCGCCGCCGCGGGGGCGUGAGUGCCGAGGUGUACACAGAGGAGGAUGCCGUGUCCUACGUGAGGAAGGUCAUCCCCAAGGACUACAAGACCAUGACGGCGCUGGCCAAAGCCAUCUCCAAAAAUGUGCUGUUUGCUCACCUGGACGACAACGAGAGAAGUGACAUCUUCGAUGCCAUGUUCCCUGUCACGCACAUUGCUGGGGAGACUGUCAUACAGCAAGGGGACGAAGGGGAUAACUUCUAUGUGAUUGACCAAGGAGAAGUAGACGUGUAUGUGAAUGGAGAGUGGGUGACCAGCAUCAGCGAAGGGGGCAGCUUUGGGGAGUUGGCGCUCAUUUAUGGCACCCCCAGGGCAGCGACCGUGAAGGCCAAGACAGACCUCAAGCUCUGGGGCAUCGACCGGGACAGCUACCGGCGUAUCCUCAUGGGCAGCACACUGAGAAAGCGCAAGAUGUAUGAGGAAUUUCUCAGCAAGGUCUCCAUCCUGGAGUCCCUGGAGAAAUGGGAGCGCCUGACUGUGGCAGACGCCCUGGAGCCCGUGCAGUUUGAGGACGGAGAGAAGAUCGUGGUCCAGGGGGAGCCUGGGGAUGACUUCUUUAUCAUCACGGAGGGCACGGCCUCCGUCCUCCAGCGCCGGUCCCCCAACGAGGAGUACGUGGAGGUGGGGCGCCUGGGGCCUUCCGACUACUUUGGGGAGAUCGCACUGCUGCUGAACCGGCCCCGGGCAGCCACUGUGGUGGCCCGAGGGCCCCUCAAGUGUGUCAAGUUGGACCGGCCCCGCUUUGAGCGUGUGCUGGGCCCCUGCUCCGAGAUCCUCAAGAGGAACAUCCAGCGCUACAACAGCUUCAUCUCCCUCACCGUCUGAGCCCCGCAGCCCCGCUGCCCAGCUUCUGUGUGCUGGUGAGCUCGUCUGUGUCCACGGGCCGCAGAGGGGGGUGGGCACCCUGGCCGCGUGGGGCCACCCCUCCCUCCAGGCUUUUGUUUGGAAAAAAACAGUCACCCUGUGCACUUCAAAAACAAGGUCCCCAGAGACCCCUGGGCUGAGGAGAUGCCAGCGGCCCCUCCCCACGUCCCUCCCUGUGUGUCUUCUCUGACCAGCCUGCCCCCGGGUGGCCAAAGGGCCCAAUGAGAGUCCAGGCUGGCCCCCGGUGGGCUGAAGGUCAUGUGAUCAGGGCUCCAGUCCUGAGGGUGGUGCGGUGACCUUUGGGGGGUGUCCUGGAGGGACCCCCAGCUUCCGGGGAAGUCAGUGUGAGGGACAGAAGGCCCCAGGCAUGAGAGGCUCUGGUGACCCAGGCUCACAGGAACCCUUAGCGGGGGACAUGGUCGAGUGGCGCGUGCCCUCAUCUCCCCUGGGCAGUGCCUCUGGGGUGGCCUGGCACGUGAGGAGCUGAGGACGCCCCACCAUUUGAGGAGCACUGUUCUCCUGGGGCCAGGGGGUCAGGAUGAUGUCUGCUCUGCAGCUUGUUUGUAAGACAGCUUCUUGGCGACCUUCCGAGAGAGGGGAGGGAUCUUGUAGACACGUGCUAGAUAACGUGAGAGCCAGGGGCCCCUUCUGAGAUGCCCGGCAAUGCCCCACUGGACUCUGCCCUUGCCCAGGAGACUUGUGCAGACGAAGCCCCACCCUCCUGUAGCAGGAAGAGGAGCAAACAGCCCCAGGCCCCACAGUCCCAAGGCCAGAUCCAUUCAGCGUCCCCUAGAUAUGUUUUCCGUUCAGGUACCCUGUGAACGAGAGAGGCCUGGGGGCGGCGCAGAGCCUCCCGGAGCCAAGAACCACAUGGCGCAGUUCCCCUGGUUUUGCUCUCCUGUGCACGUCCGGGGGGCCCCCGCCAGCCCUGUCCCUGCCCACGGAGUUUCUGUGACGCGUGAGCCCGCCCGACUCGUUGCGAUGUUCUGAAUGCUGCAUGUCAUAUUAAAUGUGCAAUGAACUCUC
Lutra lutra (Eurasian river otter) is the source of this 3120-nucleotide messenger RNA. RefSeq names its product protein kinase cAMP-dependent type I regulatory subunit beta (gene PRKAR1B). The transcript has 11 exons. The record is from RefSeq and is a predicted model, not a curated record. Gene Ontology annotation, molecular function: cAMP-dependent protein kinase regulator activity. Gene Ontology annotation, biological process: regulation of protein phosphorylation. Gene Ontology annotation, cellular component: cAMP-dependent protein kinase complex. NCBI's taxonomy places the organism in Eukaryota, Metazoa, Chordata, Mammalia, Carnivora, Mustelidae. Bases 922 to 2055 code for a protein of 377 amino acids.